AUGAUAUCCUUCACACCUUGCGGAGAAAAUUUGAUUUCCCAAGCUAUCAGGUGGGUGAUGCAGAGCUAGAACAAUAUACUCUUUUGGAAAUCGAGAAGCUGCUUUUGCAAAGUGAUAAAUCACUUGCUGAUUACUCUGACAUGCCAACUCCAGAUAAAGAGUUACUAAAAGCUUUGAGAAAUAGCCUGCUACAGGAGGAAAAACGGUAUAAUGUUCCCAAAGAGCUAGCUGACCAUAACAGUCUCUUCGCCACCCUGAACAAAGAGCAGAGGGAAGUGUAUGAUGCAGUGAUAGAGUCUGUUAUCGAGAAGAAAGGGAAAUUAUUCUUUGUUUACGGCCCGGGAGGAACAGGUAAAACAUUUCUCUACAAAACUAUCAUUUCAAGAUUACGGUCUGAGAAAAAAAUAGUGCUACCCGUCGCGUCAUCUGGCAUAGCAGCAUUACUUCUACCGGGGGGGAGAACUGCUCACUCACGCUUCAAAAUUCCUCUCAAUGCACUAGACGACACUAUGUGUAACAUAAACAAAGGAACAUUUGUGGCAGAACUCAUCAUCCAAACUGAAUUAAUCAUCUGGGAUGAAGCCCCAAUGACACAUCGUCAUGCAUUUGAGGCCCUAGAUCGAACCCUGCGGGACCUGAUGUCAAGUGAGAGACCCUUCGGAGGGAAAACAGUUGUUCUAGGUGGUGAUUUCAGGCAGAUUUUACCAGUAAUACCACAAGGGAGUAGACAAGACAGCAUCAUGGCUGCAAUUAAUCGGUCCUAUCUUUGGAGUUCGUGUCAUGUAUAUGAGUUAAAGCAGAAUAUGCGGCUGAACCCAGACGAGAAACAAUUCGCAAAAUGGUUGCUGGAUGUGGGAGACGGGGUGGCGGAAGAAGUAAAGACAAGUGAAAAUGAAAUCCUCACAAGCCAAGAAAUAUUAAUGGACGAAAGGUUGUUACUCCGCAAUACGAAACAUCCGAUCGCUGCGAUCGUCGCUGAAUGCUAUGAGGAUCUCCAAACAUCAUACACCAAACAAGAAUACUUAACUGAAAGAGCAAUUCUCACUCCCAAAAAUGACGCUGUAGACGAGGUAAAUCAAUUUUUGCUAGACCAAAUUCCAGGUGAAGUGAAAGAGUACUAUAGCUCAGAUUCUGUUGCGAUUGGUGAUAGCAACAUGGAGGACGAGAAUGGGAUAUACCCCCCAGAGUAUCUGAAUUCACUUAAGUUCUCUGGUCUUCCGAAUCAUGUCUUAUCUUUAAAGGUUGGUGCACCA
Messenger RNA from Camelina sativa (false flax), 1253 nucleotides. Lineage: Eukaryota; Viridiplantae; Streptophyta; Magnoliopsida; Brassicales; Brassicaceae. The record is from RefSeq and is a predicted model, not a curated record.